This is a messenger RNA of Hordeum vulgare subsp. vulgare (domesticated barley), 2427 nucleotides long. Its product is annotated as probable protein S-acyltransferase 22. Gene Ontology annotation, molecular function: protein-cysteine S-palmitoyltransferase activity. The transcript is spliced from 8 exons. Gene Ontology annotation, biological process: protein targeting to membrane; peptidyl-L-cysteine S-palmitoylation. The record is from RefSeq and is a predicted model, not a curated record. Gene Ontology annotation, cellular component: Golgi apparatus; endoplasmic reticulum. The coding region runs from base 399 to 2156 and encodes 585 amino acids. NCBI's taxonomy places the organism in Eukaryota, Viridiplantae, Streptophyta, Magnoliopsida, Poales, Poaceae.
ACUGCGCAGUGCAGUCCGCCGUCGCCAUUCUCCCUCCACUCCACUCCCCUCCCCGAGACGAGACGGCGCACGCAUUGGAUGCCGUUCUAAUCCCCUCCCCUCUCCUCCCUCUCCAUUAUCGCUCCAUUAUCGGAGGUCGGCCAGCCAAACCCCCGUUCCACCCCCUUCCCCGGCCCAAAAACAAGCAAACAAGUAGCAAAAACCAAACCUUUUUCGUCGCUCCCCGGCCGCUCUGGUCCUGCCUCCUGCGCGCUGGAGCGGAGCGCUCGCCUGCCUUCCGGAAGGGGGAAAGCGAGCCUGGAUGGUCCUGCUCGCGGCCCCUCGGUAGCCCUGGGCAGACAUUGCCGUCUCCAUCUUCUUCCUCCCCGGCCCCGAGGAGAAGAAACCGGUCGGAGGCAAUGAGGAAGCACGGCUGGCAGCUGCCGUACCACCCGCUGCAGGUGGUGGCGAUAGCCGUCUUCGCCGCGCUGGGCUUCGCCUUCUACGUCUUCUUCCUGCCCUUCGUCGGGAGCCAGACCUCCCAGUACGUCGCCAUGGGCCUCUACACCCCCCUGAUUACGUGCGUCGUCACGCUCUACAUUUGGUGCGCCGCCACGAACCCCGGCGACCCCGGCAUCUGCAGGUCGACCAGGCACUCGAGGCUGGACAAGGACGGGCGGCAGUCCCACUCCCACUCCCACAUGGACUCGGGCCACGGCCUCCAUGCUGCUGACAACAGCGAGAAGCUGAGCAGCAUGCUCGAGAGGAAGGACUCGCCUUCUUGGCUCAGAUGCUCCCAAGUGCUCUGCUUGGUCUGCUUGCCCUUUUCCUGCCUCUGCAAAGGAUGCCUCCAUCCUGAUGACCAGCAUUCUGAAGAGAACAUGAGUGAGGAAGGCAUGUUCUUCUGCAGCUUAUGUGAAGCAGAGGUGUUGAAGAACAGUAAGCAUUGCAGAGUGUGCGACAAGUGUGUUGAUGGCUUUGAUCACCACUGCAGGUGGCUCAACAAUUGUAUUGGGAAAAGGAACUACAAAGGGUUUUUCAUUCUAAUGUCUUCUGCUGUUCUCCUGCUUGUAGUGCAGUGGUUGUCAGGAACCCUUGUGAUAAUUCUCUGCAUUGUGAAGCGAGGGGAUUUCUCCAGACAGAUUGACUCAAAGUUAGGAAGCAGUUUCUCAACUGUAGCAUUUGUAAUUGUUGUGGCUACUUGCACCAUACUAGCAAUGAUUGCGACUGUACCACUUGCUCAACUUUUGUGCUUCCAUAUUCUUCUUAUCAAGAAGGGAAUUAGUACGUAUGAUUACAUCAUAGCUUUGAGAGAGCAAGAGGAAGAUCAGCAAGAAGAGGUUGCUGGUCACCAAAGUCCGCAGAUGUCUAUCAUUAGUUCUGUUACUGGAUUUAGCACAGCAAGUUCUUUUGGUCCUCUUCAUCGUGGUUCAUGGUGCACUCCACCACGAUUAUUCCUUGAAGAUCAGUUUGAUGUCAUCCCUCCGGAGAUUGGCAUGUCACAGAACCCUGGAAGCAAGAAGAUGAAGGUACUGGAAGGAGCAAGAAGAAGAAAUGGAACAGUAAAAAUUAGCCCCUGGACACUGGCACGCCUCAACGCCGAGGAAGUGUCGAAGGCAGCCGCACAGGCGAAGAAGAAAUCCAAGAUUCUGAAGCCAAUUGCAAGACAAGACCCUCCGAUCAUCCAUGACAACAGGAGGGGGCGGUUCCCUGCCGAACUCUCUCUCGACCCGCUCGCAAGGCUGUCUGCAAGCGGCACCGAGAGCAACUUCAGCGACGGGGCCAUGGAAGCCUCUGCCAGUCUAGCCCCACUGCAGCUCGAAGCGAGGAGCGCUUUCCAGCCAAGCACCGCGGCAUCCUCCAGAAUCGCCGUCUCGUCGCCUGAAAGCAGCUUCGAUUCGCCUGAUCUCCACCCAUUCCGCGUUUCUUCAUGCACCGCCGACGAAAUGCUGGGAGGUACACCGCAUGCGGCCCAGAGCCACAUCGAGUUCACGAGAUCGACGAGCGACGGAUACGAGGCGUCGGGGGGCGAAGACAGUGACCGCAUACCGUCGAGAAUCGUGCACCGAUCGUCCAACUGGGCUAACUCGCUUCUGCAUUCCGGUCAGGCUGGACCGACGACUGACCAGCACAUGCCAUCGUCUGAAGGGUUCCUUAACAACAGCAGGUCAAGCUAGUUAUAUGUGCUCAUCUGACCAACAGAAAUGGUAGGAAGAAGCUGCGUGGUGUUGGUACCUGGAGAAUCGCUGCAGCUGCAUAUGGCAGAGCAAAACUGGGAAAACAUUGGUUAAUUUGUAAUCUAGGGUUAGGUUUUGUUAGUGACGAAUGUUAGAGCAAUGCUCAUUUGAUGUUAGCUCAUGCAAACUGCUAGUGUGUUGCUAACAGUAGCAUUCUGGUGUGUUUUGGCGUAUUGCAGUUGUUAAGAUCAAUCCAGUAGAAUUUGUCUAA